UGAAUCAACAGGGGGAUGAUGAAGCGGCGCAAUGCGGACUGCAGCAAACUCCGACGGCCGUUAAAACGGAACCGAAUCACCGAGGGUAUAUAUAGCAGCACGUUCCUGUACCUGAAGUUCCUGGUAGUGUGGGUGUUGGUCCUGCUGGCUGACUUUGUGCUCGAGUUCCGCUUUGAGUAUCUGUGGCCUUUUUGGCUUUUCAUUCGAAGUGUCUACGACUCCUUCAGAUAUCAGGGGCUGGCAUUCUCCGUCUUCUUUGUGUGUGUUGCGUUUACAUCAGACAUCAUAUGCCUUCUCUUCAUCCCCGUCCAAUGGCUGUUUUUUGCUGCCAGCACCUACGUAUGGGUCCAGUAUGUCUGGCACACAGAGAGAGGAGUCUGUCUACCCACUGUAUCGCUGUGGAUCCUGUUUGUGUACAUCGAAGCUGCCAUACGAUUCAAAGAUCUGAAGAACUUUCAUGUAGACCUGUGUCGACCCUUUGCUGCUCACUGUAUCGGCUAUCCAGUGGUGACUCUAGGCUUCGGCUUUAAGAGCUACGUUAGCUACAAGAUGCGACUGAGGAAACAGAAGGAAGUGCAAAAGGAGAAUGAGUUCUACAUGCAGCUCCUACAGCAGGCGUUACCUCCAGAGCAGCAGAUGCUGCAGAGACAAGAGCGGGAGGCAGAAGAGGCUGCCUUAGCUAAAGGAAUCUCAGAGGUAGAGCCCACAGUGGUGUCCCAAAACGGAGCACCUCCUGGAAAGAAAAGCACUUCAGUACCGUUACCUGAGCUGGAGUACCGGGAAAAAGGGAAGGACACUUCUGCAAAAGAGGGCAAAAAACAGAACACAGUUGGAAUCAAUAACAACAGUAUUAUACACGCACUGGACUCCAAACUACAGGAGACGGAAUAUAUUGAGAACUACGUUGGGGCAAAAAGACUGAACAACGACCUGGCAGGCGACAACACGCACGCCGACACCAACACGCACACUUCUUCUAAAGAGGAAAUUGGGGGGAUGGGGAAGAACUACAAAAAUGCCAGCGGAGGAGGCGGAGGCAGCAACUCGUCACCUCGGAAUCACAGUUCUGCCAACGGCAGCGUGCCGCCAGGUUCCUCAGCUAAUAAGAAUGAGAAGAAGCAGAAGGGAGCAGGGAAGGGGCAGAAGGAUCCGGUGGAGAACUGCAUCCCCAAUAACCAGCUGGGAAAGCCAGAUGCUCUAGUGCGACUGGAGCAGGAUGUGAAGCGUCUGAAGGCAGAUCUUCAGGCCAACAGGCAGCUGGAGUCAGAGCUGCGGAGUCAGCUUUCCUCUCUGAGCAGCCAGGAUCGUAGCCUGCGCUCCGAACUGAGCCAGCUGCGCCAGGACAACGAGCUGCUACAGAACAAGCUCCACAGUGCUGUCCAGGCCAAGCAGAAGGAUAAGCAGACCAUCUCCCAGCUGGAAAAGAGACUAAAGGCUGAGCAAGAGGCUCGGGCUCUGGUUGAGAAACAGCUGGCUGAGGAAAGGAAGAGGAAGAAGAUGGAAGAGGCCACUGCCGCCAGAGCUGUAGCUCUUGCAGCUGCAACCAGAGUGGAGUCGACCGAUUCGCUCCGCGGUCGUAUCAGAGAGCUGGAGACAGAGUGUAAGAAGCUCAGCAUGGAUAUGAAACUCGCAGAGGAGCAGAUUAGAGACCUGGAGGGCAAAUGUCAGGAGCUGCGCAAGUAUAAAGAGAACGAGAAGGACACCGAGGUGUUGAUGUCAGCGCUGUCCGCCAUGCAGGAGAAGACCCAACACCUGGAGAACAGCCUCAGCGCCGAGACCAGGAUCAAACUGGACCUCUUCUCUGCACUGGGGGAUGCCAAGAGGCAGCUGGAGAUAGCACAAGGUCAGAUCCACCAGAAGGAGCAGGAGAUUGCAGAGCUGAAGCAGAAGAUAGCAGAGGUGAUGGCAGUGAUGCCCAGCCUGUCCUACUCGUCAGAUGGCAGCAACCUGAGCCCCGUGACCCCGCACUACUCCUCCAAGUUCAUGGACAAUAGUCCCUCCUCGUUGGACCCCAACGCCUCAGUUUACCAGCCCCUUAAAAAGUGACUCUGACAUCCACGUUUGUCAGACGGGACUUUUCCUUUAUUUUGAUCUCAGUUCUGGUUUCGGGUUAUUUUACAUUAUUUUCAAGCUUACAAAGCCCCGGAAAGUUUUUGCACUUUCAACACGCACACACAGACACACACAGCCCCUCCAUACAUCUGGGUAUUCGCUCUGGGUGUUUUUUAUUUGGGUUUUUUGUCCUAUUUAUUUUAGGGGGGGGGGUUGAAUU
Pundamilia nyererei is the source of this 2272-nucleotide messenger RNA. It is a transcript of the gene maco1a, whose product is annotated as macoilin 1a. The coding region runs from base 16 to 2046 and encodes 676 amino acids. The record is from RefSeq and is a predicted model, not a curated record. Gene Ontology annotation, biological process: neuronal signal transduction. The transcript has 11 exons. NCBI's taxonomy places the organism in Eukaryota, Metazoa, Chordata, Actinopteri, Cichliformes, Cichlidae. Gene Ontology annotation, cellular component: rough endoplasmic reticulum membrane.